UAAUUUUUUACAAAUGGCGACGUACGUUGAGGCACGGCGUGUCGUAUAACCCGUCGAGAGGCUGGUCGUCGAGCUGUUUUAUUAGCACGUGUUUUCAAACGAACACCGUCGAAUCCGACGUGGCCGUCCGCAAUAAUGGGAAACGCGAUGGCAGCAUCCGCACCACCUCCUCCAUCACCACCGUCGCCACCGUAUCCCGGCGCGAUGCCGAAUUUAGAGAAGCCGGAAUCGUCGACGAACGUUUACGCGCCUGCCGAAACGCCCGUUCACGACACCAAUCCGGGCACCAUCGAGGAUCUGCACAAAAAGUGCAAAGAUAUAUUUCCUAUGAAUUUCGAAGGAGCAAAAUUAGUAGUAAAUAAAGGUUUGAGCAAUCAUUUUCACAUUUCUCAUACCAUUAAUAUGAGUUCCAGUUUGAUGACAUCUGGAUACAGGUUUGGAGCAACUUAUGUCGGCACCAAACAACUAUCACCUUCAGAAGCGUAUCCCGUAUUGUUGGGGGAUAUUGAUCCAAGUGGAAAUCUUAAUGCCAAUAUUUUUCAUCAGCUGUCUAGGUUGAAAGGGAAAUUGGCAGCGCAAGUUCAGAGAAACAAAUUCACAGCUGUACAAAUGACAGCUGAUUAUCGUGGCGAUGCCUAUACUUGUUCGUUAACAUUAGGCAAUCCUGACAUUCUUAAUUUGUCUGGUGUUAUGGUGUUGCAUUAUCUUCAAAGUGUGACGCCAUCGCUUGCAUUAGGUGGUGAGCUUGCGUAUCAACGUGGGCCUGGUGUACCAGGUGGACAGAUCGCUUUAUUAUCCGCCGCGGGAAGAUAUACAAAUGGCAACUCUACGUUCAGCGGAAGCAUAAGUCCUUCCGCUUAUCACCUCUGUUUCCACCAAAAAGCUAGCGAGCAACUACAAGUAGGUGUAGAAUUAGAAAUCAAUGCGCGAAUACAGGACGCAACGGCAACGAUCGCCUAUCAGCUCGACUUACCUAAAGCAGAUUUAGUGUUUAAAGGUAGCGUAGAUACAAACUGGACAGUAGGAGCUGUUUUAGAGAAGAGGUUACAACCACUGCCGUUCUCAUUCGCGCUCAGUGGCAUGCUGAAUCACAGCAAGCAGCAGUUCACACUGGGUUGCGGCAUGAUUAUCGGUUAGGUGCGAUUAUGCGCGACUCGCGCAUAUAUCCAAAGGAACUUGGGAACUCUGCUUUCUCUGUGCACAGUCGGACUGUCAUGUAAUUUUAAUGUCUCCCACCUGUCACAUCCCUUUUUGACUCGUGUUGAGUGUUAUUUUGAUUAAAAGAAUUUGCCGGUUUAA
Pseudomyrmex gracilis is the source of this 1299-nucleotide messenger RNA. RefSeq names its product mitochondrial import receptor subunit TOM40 homolog 1-like. Bases 136 to 1137 code for a protein of 333 amino acids. Gene Ontology annotation, molecular function: transmembrane protein transporter activity. The transcript is spliced from 6 exons. NCBI's taxonomy places the organism in Eukaryota, Metazoa, Arthropoda, Insecta, Hymenoptera, Formicidae. The record is from RefSeq and is a predicted model, not a curated record. Gene Ontology annotation, biological process: protein import into mitochondrial matrix. Gene Ontology annotation, cellular component: mitochondrial outer membrane; mitochondrial outer membrane translocase complex.